This is a messenger RNA of Tachysurus fulvidraco (yellow catfish), 1608 nucleotides long. RefSeq names its product STKc_CK2_alpha domain-containing protein. The transcript is spliced from 13 exons. Gene Ontology annotation, biological process: protein phosphorylation. Gene Ontology annotation, molecular function: protein serine/threonine kinase activity; ATP binding. NCBI's taxonomy places the organism in Eukaryota, Metazoa, Chordata, Actinopteri, Siluriformes, Bagridae. Gene Ontology annotation, cellular component: protein kinase CK2 complex; nucleus; cytosol. Bases 188 to 1369 code for a protein of 393 amino acids. The record is from RefSeq and is a predicted model, not a curated record.
UUGCCAAAUAAAUUGACCGAAACCCCUCAUUUUUCAGUGUCUGGGUUUGUGAUGGCGCCCCCAACAGGCGCGGAUGACUUUCUCCCUCUGUUCUCCAGCUAAACCUGUUUGCCUGUCAUUAAGACCCGCCAUAUUGUCUCCCUGAAAGAGCUAAGAGAGCUGACAGAAGCAGCAAGACACACGUAUAAUGUCUGGCCCAUUGACCAGCCGAUCCCGGGUUUACCCAGAUGUCAACACACAGAGACCUCGGGAGUACUGGGACUACGAGUCACAUGUUGUGGAGUGGGGGAACCAAGAUGACUACCAGCUUGUUCGUAAAUUGGGGCGUGGCAAAUACAGUGAAGUUUUCGAAGCUAUCAAUAUCACAAACAAUGAGAAAGUAGUUGUUAAAAUACUCAAACCAGUAAAGAAGAAGAAAAUAAAACGGGAAAUAAAGAUCUUAGAGAAUCUGCGAGGUGGCCCAAACAUCAUCACACUUUUAGAUAUUGUCAAGGAUCCAGUGUCUCGAACACCUGCUCUGGUUUUUGAACAUGUUAACAACACAGACUUUAAGCAAUUGUAUCAAACACUAUCAGACUACGACAUCCGAUUCUACAUGUAUGAGAUCUUAAAGGCCUUGGAUUACUGCCACAGUAUGGGAAUCAUGCACAGAGACGUCAAGCCCCACAAUGUCAUGAUUGAUCACGAGCACAGAAAGCUUCGUCUGAUAGACUGGGGUCUGGCUGAAUUUUACCACCCAAGUCAGGAGUAUAAUGUAAGAGUGGCCUCUCGAUACUUUAAAGGACCUGAACUGCUCGUUGACUACCAGAUGUAUGACUACAGUUUAGACAUGUGGAGCUUAGGCUGCAUGCUGGCCAGUAUGAUUUUCAGGAAAGAACCAUUCUUUCAUGGACAUGACAACUACGAUCAGCUUGUACGAAUUGCCAAAGUUCUGGGCACAGAAGACCUAUAUGACUACAUUGACAAAUAUAACAUAGAACUUGAUCCACGGUUCAAUGACAUCUUGGGCAGACAUUCCAGGAAGAGGUGGGAGAGGUUUGUUCACAGCGAGAACCAGCAUCUAGUCAGUACUGAAGCUCUGGACUUUCUAGACAAGCUUCUGCGAUAUGACCAUCAAGCACGCCUCACAGCCCGGGAGGCCAUGGAGCACCCAUACUUCUAUCCUAUAGUAAAAGAUCAGGCAAGGAUGGGCUCAACAUCUGGGCUGUCCACUGGCUCCAAUCCUAUCAGCACCUCCAGCAUGAUGACCGGAGGUAUUACAUCCAUGUCGUCGUCCCAGCCCAUGGCCAACAUAUCUGCGUCUCCUGUCAUGCCCUUGCCCAGCACUCUGGCUACACAAGUCCCUGCUACUGCUGGAGCGCAACCCUGAUGAGGAUUAACUAACUCCUCUCUCUGUUUCCAGCCCUCAUUUUUAUAGCAGAGACAGAAUUGGAUUUGUCUCCUUUUUUCUUUUGUUUGUUUCCAUUCAGUAAUUAUUCAAUGCGAUUCGGACACACACCAGACAGUGUCUGAAAAUGUAGCUGCUGUAUUUUAUGAUGGUGUCUAGAGAAGCAACCACACUGUAGAAAUUUAAAAAAGGAUAAUAAAAUGUAUUUUAUAUGUCCCUAA